AAACUUCGUUCCAAACGCUGCGAGGGGCGGCAGUUGUACUGCUCGUCGUCUCCAAAACAGUCUCCGUUGACAAGUCCAAAGAACCCUUCUUCGCCCCAAACCCUAUCUUCCUCAAUCCUCUCUCAUUCUUCUUCCUCCUCCUCCUCCUCCUUUCUCUUUCUUCAAUCAAACCCUAUUUCUCAUUUUCACUUUGUCCCCAAUGUCCUCCACCACUGAAUUAUUCUCCAACUUCAAAGAAACGAGCCAAUCCGUCAUGGCUUCUCGUCGUCCAUGGCGUCAGCUCCUCGACCUCUCGGCUCUCAGCUUCCCUUCUUCUAUCUCCGAUGCUACCACCCGAAUAGCCCAAAACGUUUCCCAUUUUUUCUCCAACUAUGCCCUCAUCGUUCUUAUCAUUCUCUUCCUCAGCCUCAUCUACCACCCUUUUUAUAUGAUUAUCUUCUUGAUUGUUUUCGCCGGAUGGUAUUUCCUCUACUUCUCGCGCGAGGAGCCUGUCAGUAUCUUCAAUUGGGUAGUGUUGGACGAUCGAGUCGUGGUCGUGGGGCUCGGUAUAAUCACUGUCGUGGCUUUGAUUCUGACUCAUGUGUGGCUUAAUGUACUGCUAUCGAUAGUGAUUGGGGUGGGGCUUGUCUGUCUGCACGCGGCUUUUAGAGGUACUGAAGAUCUUGUUAUGGAUGAUCAAGAAUCCCCGUAUGGACCUAUGCUUUCUGGUGGUACAGCUGGACCUUAUGUCCCUGUAUAAUUGAGUUUCUUGAAUUGUUAAUUGAUCAAAGAAGUGGAAGGUACAGUCUUCUGUAGCUUUUUGUUUUUCAGUCUUUGUUCUGUAAAGUCACAAGAUUAUCAAUUUGAUUUGGAUUCCGGUUCUUCAAAUGUAGAUUGAUACUAUUCUAUUUAGCCGAUUUAGAUAGAUUUGGUACCUUCCGACAUUUAUUCUUCUUCUGUGCCCUGUCAUUUUCUUUUAUAGGGAACAUAUUAGUGUUGGUGAAUGUGUAAAAUGGGCAUUUAUGGGGCUACAUCUUAUGAUUGGAAAUCCGUUGGUGGGAUUAUUGGUAUUUGGAAAACUCUUAAAUCUGAUAGUCUGGUUUGAUAAGGACACAAUUUCCUGAUUUUCUUUUUA
Molecule: messenger RNA, 1114 nt
Organism: Prosopis cineraria
Lineage: Eukaryota; Viridiplantae; Streptophyta; Magnoliopsida; Fabales; Fabaceae
Product: PRA1 family protein D
Exons: 1
Coding region: 200-739 (179 amino acids)
Biological process (GO): vesicle-mediated transport
Cellular component (GO): Golgi apparatus; endoplasmic reticulum
Source: RefSeq, a predicted model, not a curated record